Benincasa hispida (wax gourd) is the source of this 1047-nucleotide messenger RNA. RefSeq names its product tail fiber. The record is from RefSeq and is a predicted model, not a curated record. Lineage: Eukaryota; Viridiplantae; Streptophyta; Magnoliopsida; Cucurbitales; Cucurbitaceae.
UCCCAAUUUCAACUUCCUUUGGGUCGAUACUUCAAUUCCUUCCCGAUCGAUUUCUAGUUAGACCGCCAUUACCAGAUCCUCUUUCUUCCAUCUCCGCCGUCCGACCUUGUUUUUCUCCUCAAGUUGUCAACAAUGGCAACCUCUACGCUAUCGUCGACAUCAGCAGCAUCAAAGAGUUGGAUCAGAAAUCUUUCUUCAAUUGCAUCUCGCAUCUAUUUCUUCCUUAUCAUACUUCAGAUCCCUCUCUUCAGGAUCCCAUGCAGAUCUGGCAUGUGUACAACCCCUUUGCACGUAACUUCAUCCCAGUUGAUUGCAAGUGAAGUCUUUCCAGCACCUGUAGUUAAGGCACUUCUCUAUCCUGGAGCAAUUGUGAAUGGCCUUGUCAUGAACUUAACAGUUCCUAGCUGGAAUAAUUUGUUCGACAUCUAUAAUUUGACUAACAUUAAGGAAGCCUCUGCUGUGACUGAUCUUCAACGUUUAGAGGUUCUUGCGGGAAGCUAUUUCUCGGUGGCUGGAGCAUUUGUUGGUCUUUUGAAGCCCGGGAGGAUGAGUAUGUUUGGAACUCUGUUGGUAAUUUGGGGUCUUGUUAAGGAAGGAAUCCUGGGAAAACCUGUGAACACAGAUCCUGCCAAAGCUGUUUAUGUUUAUCCUACAAUGAUUCUUGCGGUGAUCUGUGCUUUCUCAUCGGUUAAGUAUGAUGUGAAGAAGGUUGUUAGAGGUGCACCUGCUCGGCCAAUUGCAAAGCCACUUCAAAGCUCAUCAAAAUCUAAGCUUAAGUGAGUCCAAUUGUAAUUUCCUUAGCUUCUAUGGGUUUUGUUUGAUUCCUCACUCCUGACCACUUCAAAACAUCAUUUAUGCAUAUCCCAAUAUUCAUUUUGUGGAUCUAUUAGUUGUGCUGUGAAUGUAAUAUACAACUUUCUUCUGAGAUACUCUUUCCAGCACUAUUUCACUCUUUCAGCUUCAAUUGGUAGAACUGCAUCUAUUUGGUUCAAUUAUAGACAUCAGAAAGAGAGAUGCCCCUCAUUUCUCGUUCCUUCUUCUCUACAA